CCUCCUCUCCUCCUCUCCUCCUCUUCUCUGCAUCUUCUUCUACCUGCAUCGCAUUCAUCUUCACCAUGGAGGACUCCCUCCUCGCGACCGUCGCGCCCGUAUCCUCGCCGACCCUGCCCUUCUCCCGCGCCCGCUCGCCCUCAUCCGACCCCGACAUUCGCAAGCCCCGGACUUUUCCCUACACAUCUCUUCUCCCCUUCCCUGUCGAGUCUGAUGACGUCCCUCUCCAGCAUCUCAACCAUAUCGUCGAGUCCAUCUACGUCUCCAUGACCGUCGAGACCGCCGCCGUCGCGCCUCUCGUCCACUGGACCCGCGAGCUGCGCUCCUGGCUCCAGCUCAAGUUCGACAUGCCGAUCUCGACCCGCACCCGUCUGGCCGCCGUAUACUACGAGCUAGCUCUCGUCCAGGGUGUAGCUCUCAGCUCGUCCGAUACCUUCUCCCGCAUGUUCAUCACCCUCGCCCAAAAGCGCUCGUUCGUCGACCGCUCCAAGCUCACUCUCGACUGGCGCCCACUCUUCCGCGAGAUGAAAGCCAUUGCCUUCCCAGAUCUGCUCGUCGGCUCAAUAAGAGAUUCCGAGAAAGAUAUGGCGAUGCUGUCGAAAGUGGCGAUCUUUGCCCGCAGGUUCUUCGCCCCUGAUGCUACUCUUGAGAUCUUGGACGAGUUGCUUCCGCUCUUCAACACCUCCGAUCCCAGCGCGGCUCUGCAAGUUGCAACCAUCUUUGACGCAUUGAUCCCCACCGAGUUCACUCCCGAGGAUCGUCCAGAUCUAUAUCCUCAGCAAUGGCUACCUGUGCUCUUUCAUCUCUGGACCCUCAAUCCUCGCUCGCAAUCAUACGAUCUCAUCAUUAUCGAUAUAUUGUCGCGCGUUGCAUCCGGUCAUCUAAUCGAGGCGCAUAUCCCCUUCUCAGCAAUCGGAAUCUACACCAAAGAGCAGACGGCCGUCAUGCUUACCUGUGCCUUGCGUCUAUUCGAGAUCCCUAUCGGACGCGCGGGCUCACCAUACGUCAACACCGAAGGCUACCCUCAGGGAUAUGAAGCUAAGAAAAGUCGCGCUGCGCGACCUCUGGCCCGGUGGAUCAUAUACUCCUUGUCACCAUAUUGUCUCGGAGAGCUGCCAGACCGAAGCGACUGCAGCUCCGCCCUUCGCGGCUUACAGGGUCUCAUCCAGUCAGUCGAGACUUUCUUCCAUCCAUCCAACUCUGGCGUGUGGACGAAGCAUUUAGCUCAGUUUGUCCAGAGUCUUACAGAUUUCUUUGUGCUUCGCUGGCAUAGAGAACAGUCUGGAGAGCUGAGCACCCCCGAGGAUCGCCGACUGAGUCCCGAGCUAAAGCGUGAGUUUGUAUUGACAUUAAAAGAUGUCGUGCUUAUGGGAAUCUAUGCAAAGAGUGCAACUGCCGCGAUGUACUGUCAAGCAGCGCUACAGAACCUUGCUGUCUUGGAGCCGGAUAUCAUUCUACCGGUCGUCCUAGCCCAGAGCUACGCCUCAUUACAAGGACUCGUCGAGACGCACCGGACAAUCACAUCUCUAAAGACACUCACUCUACUUUCGCAAACAAUAAUCCAGAACAAGCCUUUCCGCACGCAUGUGACUGCCCUUCUUGGAUUGGCAUUACCUGGAAUCGACGCCAAUGACCUCACGAAAACAGUUCAGUCGUUAGCAUUUAUUCAGAGCGUUGCAUCUUAUGUCCCGUUUGCCGAUCUCAGUGAAGGAUGUGGGUCUGCACUUGCUAUGGAGUACAUCACAGGUGCGAUAGAGUCUUUAGAAAACGACAGCAGCACCUUACCUCCACUAGGUGAUGAAGACGAGAUCGCCGUCCUCAAAUCGUCAACAGCCACUUUCGGCGAGUUCAUGCUGUCAUUCAUGGGACGGAUCUUUUCUCUGUUGGAGAACCUGCCAGAUGCUUCCUCGAGCAACUCACGCGCUGCACCAGAACAGAAUGCCGUCAACAUGCUUCCGGCGACAUUCACGGUUGUCCUAGGCGCGCUGUCAGACGAACUGUUUGAUUUGAUUCUAGACAAGUUCAUCACAUUUGUGACAAAUCAUAUCAUUCCGCAGGCUGCUGAUGCCAUCAGCAAUCUUCUAUCAUGCCUGUGUAAGACGCACCCGGAGAGAACCUUCCACAAACUGUUUCCAGUUCUGGUCGGCAACAUCCGAGAGGAGAUUGACGAGAACCAGGCGGGGCAGAGUAAAUCUCAGGAUGUGGCGCCAAAAGACCGGUCUUUGGUAUGGUAUCUGUCCAUGUUCCGCAAGGCCGUGUGGACCGCUGGAGACGUAUUGCUCAACUACUCCGAUGAGCUUCUAGACUUGCUGGUGUAUCUGCGUGAAAGGACUUAUGGUGCUGCAAGCGUGCACUCAUCAUUUCUUGUGCAUCACACAAUCUAUGCGUUGACAAAUGUCUAUCAUUCUGAUAGCAGGCUUCUUAAUGAAGAGGAAUAUUCCGCAAAAGGAGGAUUCACCGUUGAAGAUUGGGGAAAGCAAACUGACCCGUCGACCGGUCUGAAACUAAAGUGGCAUGUUCCGACCGAUGACCAAGUCACUUUGGCUGUCAGGGUAUAUGAGGACGGCGCAGAGUAUUCAAUGUCUGAAAUUCGCCGGUUGAUGGAAGGAGGACCCAAGCUGCAGCAAGACUGGUCGGAAGAAAUCGCAAAGCAACUGGGUUACUUGCGGAUGAUUAUCUCCGGAGCGUCGGUGCUGUACGAUCCUGCGCAGGUUUCGGCGAGUGGUGCGUCUGCCGAGGUGUCUAUCGAAGAGGACGAUAAUAGCGGAGACGUCGAAAUGACCGAUUCUGGCGAAUACAUCUCGGAGGAAGACGACCUGGAGUUGGGCGCAGAAGCAGAGAUGGAGGAAGAGGAAGAUGAAGAUGAUGAGGAAGCUCUGUCGAUCAAGAAACUCUUUACGUAUCCGAUUGGAUACUUUUUCGAAGAUAAGAAAGACGAUCCUAGGUACAUAAAGGUUCAUGAGAUCCACGAGAAGCUGGGUUGGUUGAUUCAUGACUUGCAUACCUAUCUGCAGAAGAACAAAGAGGACGAAGUGACUGCAAUUCGGAAUCUUGCGACAGUCACGAGAGUCUGGUUUAUUGACAUUGGCUGCGAACACAGUCUGAAACUUCUGGAUACGUAUGUUCGGUCGUACAUUGUCGAUACGCGCAACUACAAAAUCUCGGGCAGAAGGAAGCAGUAUCCCCGCUACUUGCUAGCGCGUCGGGCUCACAUUUACCAUCUUCAGCGGGUGAAGCACAAUAGCGGACCUCGCAAGACUUCGCAGCUGGACAAGGUGCUUCUCCUCGACCUUGUUCAAAGUUCGCUGUCGCGCUACACGAAGAACCGACGACAGUCUCAGCAGGCACUGCAAGCUGCUAUCCGUACCGUUAUGAAAUCAAGAAUCCUGCUUGCCCCCAAACUUAUCGAGGAGCUCAACAACGCCGUCGCGGCAAAAGAAUACGAUUGUGCUAAAGGUGCGAUGCACACGCUGUACCUGGACGGCAUCCGUCGCUUUGUUUCGCGCGAUCCGCGGGUUUUCCCAGACUACGGAAUAGCGUUGCUGGCGGCCGCGAAAGCAGACAAGCUGUCGAUCCAUGACUUAGCCCGGAACUUGAUUCUCCAGUUUGCGCUGACGACAAGGAUGACCCCGAAAAAGCUAUACUACUCUGAUGAUUACGAGAAAUUCGUCAGUCAGAUCAAGCCAGAGCGUGAUCUUUCGGCGCGUCUUGGGUUUGCAAAUACUCGCAAUCUCAAGCGGGCGGAGGAUACUCGGGCGAAGAUUGACGUGCUCGAAGCAGAGCUUAUGAAGUUGCAGAAAGCGGAGACGCACUGGCGGAUCACGUUUAUGAUUUCGACUAUGCUUACCGGUGGUCUUUCGCUUUUGCGAGAAAAUGAGCCUGCUGAGUUGGGAGUCAUUUUCUUCAAGGGAGCGAUUGAUAAUCAUCCUUAUAUUCGGUUUUCGUUUGUGCAGGGCGCUCUUAAGUUGUUCACGUCGGUGAUUGGGAAAGCGUUGGUUGGCUAUGAUGUGCGGAAGCUCUUGCAGGGUGAUUUCAAGGAUGUUGGAGUGAUUACCGUGCCUGUUGAUCAGGAUGACCCGGAUUUCUCGGCCAAAUUUAUCGAACAGUUCAAGAGUCCUGAAGCGGAUUACUUUGUGCGAGAUUUGGAUAGACCGGGGUGGCUUGUGUGGGGCAAGUCGUUUACUGCAGAGGCGAAUCCCAAACCUGGGCUUGAUCUUCAAUUCAAAGAUAGCGAUCGCGAGACGAUGAGGGCGAUCGGCGAGACUGUGGAUCGAGCGUGGUUUGAGAAGUUUUGUGAGAUUCUCUUGGAAGAGCCAUCGCGAACAGAGCAUGAUGUGUUUAGAAGCAUCUACGCGAUGUUUGCGGCGAUAGUGUACGCGAUCGUGCACGAAGGGUUUGCAAAGCUCACGUUUGAAGAUAUGGUUGAGAUCAUCCACAAUCUCUACGGCGAUGGCAAGGACAAAAAUCAUCAUCGGGCGACGGCCGAACUUAUCGGUGGCUUGCUGUCUGAGCCUCUCAGUCGCGAGUUUCAGUUGAAGGCGAUCGAGGUUGCACUUCCUGUGCUAGACAAGGUUGUUGAGGACGGGCUUACUCCUGAAACGGUUGGGUACUGGACUGGUUGCAUAUCGUUUUUCUCUGCCUCUGUCGACCCGCGAGCUAUUUGGCCGAUUCUGACGAAACUGGCGAGUGUGAGAAUUGACGCGUCGUCAAAUGCAGCGUUCAAAGAAAGUUCUCGGAUAUCGCUUCUGCGGAGGCUGAUUGCAAAGGAGGCAUGGAGUUUCCAGAUUGAGGAGCCGAUUAUGAAGGAUUUUCUGGCUCAUUUAGAUCACGAUUAUAAAGGUGUUCGGGAGGAGAUAGGACGGACGUUGGGUACGAUCAGUCGAUCGCGGUAUUCAGAGUCAUUCAGAAGCGUGAAAAUACUUCUUGAAGAAAACCGAGCAGCAGGGCCACUGGGUGUGAUCCCGUUUGUUCCGGACGAGGCGCGUCGGGAGCUGAUUGAGGGUGUUUUCAAGCAGCUGGCUAUUUGGCGACAGGAGCGGGCGCCGCUGCAAGAGACGUCGUCGUACACUAAUGGUGGAAAGACGGUGAUGAUCUGGUUCAAUACGUGGCUGCAGUCAUGCUCGUGUCCAGAGCUUUUGCCAUUUUUUCCCAAACUGAUUUUGCCGGAGCUUUUGAACCUGCUGGAUAUCAAAGAAGACGCGGAGGUGAUUUCGCUCGCGGUGACGAUGUUUAAGAACUUUGGAAAUGUGCCGUGGCCUAGUAAUCUGAUCAAGGAUAUGAUUGACGGUAUAAUCGAGAUUGCGUCAAAGUCCAGCACCUGGCACCAGCGGCUACGCGUGCUUGCGCUCGCGCAGGUGUUUUAUUUCCGGCAACUUUUCAAGCUGUCGAAUCUUGAUCGCCGACGGCUGUUUGAUUGCGUUUCAGACCUGCUUUCUGAUCCGCAGCUGGAAGUCCGGGAUACGGCCGCGACGACGCUGUCGGGCAUGAUUCGGUGCUCGCCGGCGCGGUUCAGGGGGUUGGUGAUCACGAAGCUGCAGAAGAAGUUUACAAAGGCGUUGCAGGAUAAUCCGAUGCCCGGGCGUCCGGGGCGAGGUAGCGGGGACACAAGUCGGAGUGGAAGCGUGCAGCCUUUGAAGUCGUCGUCGGCGGGACCGGCGAGCGCGUUUAGUUCGCGGCCGUCGACGCCGAGCGUGGAGUACAACAAUAUCAUCCUGACGCGACAUGCUGCGGUGCUGGGUUUAUCGGCGCUGGUGCAGGCGUUUCCGUAUCAAUCCCCGCCGCCGGAGUGGAUGCCGUCUGUGCUGGCUACGUUGGCGAACAAGGCGGCGAACGAUCCAGGGAUGGUGGGACGGAGCGUGAAGACUGCGCUGGGAGAGUUUAAAAAGACGAGGCAGGAUACGUGGCAUGUUGACGUGAAGGUGUUUGAUAAGGAGCAGUUGGAGGAUCUGGAGGGUGUGUUGUGGCGGACGUACUUUGCGUAGAGAGGGAGGUAGUGUAUAUAGCUGUUAUCGAGAAUGCAUUUAUCAUUUAUCGC
Myxozyma melibiosi is the source of this 6034-nucleotide messenger RNA. RefSeq names its product putative proteasome activator subunit 4. The record is from RefSeq and is a predicted model, not a curated record. Gene Ontology annotation, molecular function: proteasome binding; peptidase activator activity. Bases 66 to 5981 code for a protein of 1971 amino acids. Gene Ontology annotation, biological process: proteasomal ubiquitin-independent protein catabolic process. Gene Ontology annotation, cellular component: nucleus; cytosol. The transcript is spliced from 4 exons. NCBI's taxonomy places the organism in Eukaryota, Fungi, Ascomycota, Lipomycetes, Lipomycetales, Lipomycetaceae.